AUGUCAUCAAUUACAAAAUUUAUAAAAUCACCAAAUCCAUUACCUACUUUUUUCUUUUCUCAUGGUGGUCCAACUUUUAUGUAUGAAGAUGAUUCAUUUGGUAAUAAAGGAGCAUGGAAUAAAAUAAAAAACAUUGGAUCCAAAAUUAAAAAUAAUUGGAAACCAGAUUAUAUUAUUGUAUUAAGUGCACAUUGGCAAAGUUCAAAAAAUAAUCUUAUAGAAAUUAGUACAACUAAUGGUAAAGAAAAUGAAUUAAUUUAUGAUUUUUAUGGAUUUCCAAAUUAUAUGUAUAAAGAAGAAUUUCAUUCAAAAAAUAAUAAAUUUAUAGCUGGAGAAAUUUCAAAGAAAUUAAAAGAAUUUGGAUUUGAUUCAAAAUUAACUAAUCGUGGUAUUGAUCAUGGAGUAUGGGUUCCUUUUAAAGUUGCAUUUAGUGAUUAUACUACUCAAACUAAACCACAACCAAUAAAUAAAGAUUUAGAUUUACCUACAACUUCUAUAAUUCAAGUAUCAUUAACUUUUAGUGAUAAAGAUUUUGAUUCAAAUUUUAAAUUGGGUGAAAUUUUAAAUUUCUUUAGAGAAAAUGAAAUAUAUGAUGAAUCACAACAAAAAUAUUUAAAGGGGAUGAUUAUAUGUUCAGGAAUGUCUGUACAUAAUUUAAGAGAUUUAGGUAUAUCAAUGAGACAACCAUCACAAGUUAUGCCAUAUGUUAAACCUUUUAAUAAUUUAUUAAAAAAUAUUGUUGAAAAAGAAGAAGAUAAAUUAUUAAAGUUUAAUGAAUUACAAAAAAAUCCUAUUUUAAGACAAGCUCAUCCUACUUUUGAACAUUUUUUACCUAUAAUUGUUGCUAGUGGGGUUGCAAAAGAUUCAAAUUUACCUAUAAAGGAAUUAUAUAAUGAUGAAUUUGCAAGUUUAGGUUGGGGAAUUUAUCAAAUUGGUGAUUCUCCAAAAUUAUAG
Molecule: messenger RNA, 954 nt
Organism: Lodderomyces jiufengensis
Lineage: Eukaryota; Fungi; Ascomycota; Pichiomycetes; Serinales; Debaryomycetaceae
Exons: 1
Coding region: 1-954 (317 amino acids)
Molecular function (GO): ferrous iron binding; oxidoreductase activity, acting on single donors with incorporation of molecular oxygen; zinc ion binding
Source: RefSeq, a predicted model, not a curated record